Messenger RNA from Suillus subalutaceus, 3184 nucleotides. RefSeq lists its product as uncharacterized. Bases 114 to 3062 code for a protein of 982 amino acids. The transcript has 11 exons. The record is from RefSeq and is a predicted model, not a curated record. NCBI's taxonomy places the organism in Eukaryota, Fungi, Basidiomycota, Agaricomycetes, Boletales, Suillaceae.
AUGAUUGUCCUUAGGCUUCGAUCAAUUGCGUACUGAACCUAGUAUCAAACGGUAGUACUACGUAGUACAUCUAGCCACCAAGUGCUUCUCCAGUCUACACCGCUUGACUCGUAAUGUCUUUCGGCGAGGUUGUACACUACGUGACCCAGCCUACAGACUGGCCUGAACCAGUGCGCAGUAUUGUUUCCUUGUUGUCACCCUUCCACUGUCCCGACAGGCCAAGUAACGAGCAUUUUACGAGCGCGUCGUCCUCGACGUUCUCAGAGCCACUCGUUUCCAAUGAAGCACCUGCACCGGGAUCAUAUACUGCAAAGGAUUUUCAGGUCUUGAUUCACUCCACAGCUGCAGGGUUAAGCGCACUUGCUGAGCUUCCUCACUACGGUGGCGAGAGAUCUACCGUUCCCCUUUGGUCUCAGCUUCUCCAUGCACUAGCAAACACGCUGUCUCCAGAUGUUCUAAUUUUCGAAGAUGCACCGUUCAUCAUGCCACGGGCUCAGAACGUGACGAGUCAGCCGUCAAAUCUCAUCGAAGGACAUGCGACCCUUCUUGCUGCACAUGCCAUCUUUUCUACGCCUAGAACUCAUUCAGACAGAUCCACCACCAGCUCACAAUAUGAGGACUCGGAAGACAUGGAUGAAUCGAUAUAUUCCGCAGACUCUGACUCGUGCGAUGGUUCAAUUGGCUCACUCGACCUUCCCUUGCAAGCGCACAUGCUUCCGGGUCGAGGCAGACGCCUUUCCGCUGUGGUGCCAGUCUUACUAGUCGCCGACUCCCGUAAUAUCGUUCCCCUACUUUGCAGUGCUCUUUACCAGAGACAUGUGUGGGGGAUCCGUCAGCCUGUGGUCGGUCUGUGCUGUUCCAGCACAGGUACGAUUGCAACGGCCAUCUUCGGGUGGCUCGACUCCGAUCAGUCAGAAGAAGGCCACAUGCCUACAGCCCACCUCGCUUUAGCAGCAGAUAUCCGCCUAGAUCCCUCGAUGGGGGUGUUUGACUUCACCGACACCCGUUCUGCCAUCAGCCUCGCGCAAUUCGUUUUGGGGUUGCGGACUCAUUCUCAAGAUAUCAAGGGUGCCAUAUCGAUAGAAGCAGUCGAUUCUCUGACUCCGUUGCACUGGAGAUCCGAUUUACCCGACUUUGAAACUCAGUUUUGGGGACAAUCGAACGAACGAGUGGCGUCCUGGACCCACCAGAUACACGCAUCAUCCUCAUCUAGUCCUCGUACACCGUCCCCGACCUUGGAUACUGCGGUUGUAUCAUAUGAAACGAUGAGCUCUCCCUUGCUUCGUACCAUCGUGGAGGAUGAACAAGUUGAUGGCGCCAAUAUCCGGCUGCCCCAGGAGACCCGCGCGACGAACGUGAAAGGACGAGGAAGAAGAUCACGAUCAUCUUCCUUAAACAUCUCUUCAAAGAGGACCAGUCCAUCGCCACGGCCGCCACCGGAGGUUAGGACUUCGACCUCAUCGCGUGCACCCAGUCCAUACCCAAACUCUCAAUUUGCCGCUUUGUCUGAUACCGGCCUGGAGGACAGUGUGUCAAUAUCUAAUUGGCUGUUUGAACGCCAUGCGUUCACAGUCGGUCGGAUCCCAGUUAGCUCUGAAGAACUGGCGAAUAAGACCGGAAUUAACGCAAUGAUCAAAAUAUACGAUCAAAUGACGGCGUUUACUUGGUCUGACGACAUUAAAACCAUACUCUCGAAUGCCGAGGCAGAUAGCUUUGUAUCAACCACGAGAUCAGAACUGUGCGACAGGAAUGGCGAUCCCAACUGUCAGUCCAGCACAAUCGAUGCUCCCUCGUCGGAGGAUAUCGAGUUUAUUUCAUGCCGUAUUUCGGCACUGUUGCACGCUGUAAAAGGUGCUCGCCGGUGUGAUGAUGUCGCAAAGUUGCACGGCGCCAACGAAGCCGAUCGGCGUCACGAAUGGGAUGCUCUGCUUCUCAACUUCUUCCAACCUGUUCUCGGCCAACGGGAUGUGUUGCUAGAGCGACAACUAAACUUCACUCGUAAUCUCGCUGCCGAUGACUCCUCCUUCGCGACACGAGCCGUCAAGGUCGCUCUCGAAUACCGGAACCUCUGUCUUGAACAAGACGAGUGUGUCCCUCUCACCACAGAGACCAUUGGCAGUUGGAACCAGGCUAUGGCAGCGCGAGAUCAAGCAAUGCAAUUUUAUGACGAUAUUAAGCGUCGCACCCUGAAUGGGAAUUCUGUUGAAGUGAUUGCAUGUCACUCCUCUGAGGAUCCGAUCACUGGACAAUGUGAUGCCAUCCUCGUCAUUCCAUGUUCCGGCGUCGCUAAUGCGAUGCUCCGGCGCAUAUCUAAUAUCGACGAGCAAGAAAAACUUAUGAAAUCCUUCAUACUAGUCCAGGGUCCAAAGCCGGAGAAGCUUGGCGCAAGUACGGGGGAAACCUCAUACCAGAUCGCAAAGACCGUCGGUCACAGCCGAAGGACCACAUCCGGCAAAUCACUUCAGGUCCCCUCCUCUUCUCGCGUAUCGGAAUCCAGAAAAAUCGAUCGAAAACAGUUGCACAACCCAAAAAAAGAAACAAUACCUUCCAAGGGUACAUCCUGUGACGAACCCAGUGGACAGGACCUACUACUACCAGUGUUGUUGGUCGAGUACAAGAAGAGGGACGAGUCCACAAUUUCGACGGCCAUGAACCAGAUGAAGACGUACCUGGUUUCGGCGGUUACCUUCCUUUCUGAGUUCGGUAUCACAGACCAGCCCGUCUUUGGACUGGUUGUUAAUGGCCCGCUUGGUGCAAUUACGAUGGCAUGGAAGAGAAACAAUCGAAUCUACGUGAUGGAACGCAAUGUCCGACACUAUGACAUCAGGGACCCUCUUCAGGCACUGCAGUUUGUGUCAAUUCUACCGCGCCUCGCGCGUCACGGCCUGGGCCUCCGCCGUCUACUAGAGAAGCAGCUCGCGACCAUAGAUGUGAACCAACUUCAAUCCAAACUGUGGUCCAAGUUGGCUCAACGGCAGGAAGAUAAGGCGGCUAAGCAGACAGAAUCGGAGAAAGCGGUCGCACAAGAUUGCAGAAUUGAAGGCGGUGCAGAGAGGAAAUAGAAAUUGGAGUAUUGUUGAAAUAUGUACGACACAAGUGGAACGUGAUAGUCUUUUUUUUUGUACUCAUUUACAAUACUAUACGUUUUGCUUCGCACUUGGAAUAUCACCUGGCUAGUGCAAGU